Messenger RNA from Eublepharis macularius, 1260 nucleotides. Its product is annotated as E3 ubiquitin-protein ligase RNF19B-like. Gene Ontology annotation, biological process: ubiquitin-dependent protein catabolic process; protein polyubiquitination; positive regulation of proteasomal ubiquitin-dependent protein catabolic process. Gene Ontology annotation, cellular component: ubiquitin ligase complex; cytoplasm. Gene Ontology annotation, molecular function: ubiquitin protein ligase activity; zinc ion binding; ubiquitin conjugating enzyme binding. The transcript has 6 exons. The coding region runs from base 1 to 1260 and encodes 419 amino acids. The record is from RefSeq and is a predicted model, not a curated record. Lineage: Eukaryota; Metazoa; Chordata; Lepidosauria; Squamata; Eublepharidae.
AUGAAGCGGCCCAAAGUGGGCCCUUCUUCCUUCGGCAUCCUGGGCUUUUUUGGACGGAAACCCAAAGUGACUUUGGAACAGGAUGGGAAGCUGGAAUCCCCGUUGGGCAACCCUCAAGAAACCCACAUCUCUCUGGUGCCAGAGGAGGAGGAAGAGGAAGAGGAGGAAGGCUUGUUGGAAUGUCCGCUGUGCCUGCUGCCCCAGCCCCCAGCAGCCUUCCCUGCACUCUCUUGCUGCUCCCACCUGUCCUGCCUCACCUGCUUGCAGCAGUACUUGCGCAUAGAGAUCAGUGAAAGCCGCGUGCAGGUGGCCUGCCCACAUUGCCCUGCUCUUCUCCAACCAGCAGAGAUCCAUCAGCUGUUGCCGGAGUCCAACCUAUGCGAGAAGUACGAGGAGUACAUGCUGCGGCGCCUCCUGGUGGCUGACCCAGGCACCCGCUGGUGUCCUGCCCCAGAUUGCAGUUAUGCGGUCAUUGCCUACGGCUGUGCUGAAUGUCCCCGACUUGUCUGUGGCCGUCAGGACUGCCGAAUGGAGUUCUGCUACCACUGCCGGCAGCCCUGGCACCCCAACGCUUCCUGUGAGCAAGCCUGCCGGGAAUGGAACCGGCAGGCUGCAGGGGCAAUGGAGCUCUCUACCCAGCUGAUCCAGAAGGAAGAGGCUACCCGGGGUGAGUCAGGCCAGCAGGCAGACACCGAAACCAUCAAGGUGUGUCCCCGCUGUGGUGCCUUCAUCAUGAAGAUCAAUGAUGGGAGCUGCAAUCGCAUGAAUUGCACCGUCUGUGGGUGCCUGUUCUGCUGGCUCUGCUUGCGCGAGAUCACAGAUGUGCACUUCCUCAGUCCUUCUGGAUGUACCUUUUGGGGGAAGAAGCCCUGGUCCCGGACACGCAAGCUCCUCUGGCAGCUGGGCAUGGUGCUGGGAGCUCCCAUGGUGAUCUCACUUGUUGCUGGCAUUGCUGUGCCGGUCAUCACACUAGGGAUACCCAUCUAUAUGGGAAAGAAGGUUCUGAGCCACGGACGCAAGAGUAAACUGUCAGCCUGCCAGCAGUGUCUGUCUGUGGCCAGCAGUAUUCUUCUGUCCCUCUUUGUGUCGCCCGUAAUCACAGCGGUCACUGUUGGGGUUGGGGUGCCGCUGAUGCUCACUUAUGUGUAUGGAGUGGUGGUGCUUUCUCUCUGCCGGAAUCGCUGGGGGUGUGGCGGCACCCAAAGGAAAGCUGGGGAGCUCAGCACAGUGGAGCUGGAGAACCUUGCCAAAUGUACGUGA